This is a messenger RNA of Effrenium voratum, 2880 nucleotides long. Lineage: Eukaryota; Dinophyceae; Suessiales; Symbiodiniaceae. The record is from the annotation of a GenBank genome assembly.
UGCGCAGGAGAUGUUCCGCAAGGCCAAGGAAGUAAAGCUGGAUGGCUCGGGGCCGACGCCCAGCGUGGGGGCUGUCACGGCCAUGACGGUUAGCCCUUCCGAGGAAACCGUCGCCAUAGCUACUGGAGGCAACCAGCUGCUGACGUUUUCACUGAGCCCCACGGACCUUAUCAAGGCGGAAGACAGUGCAGUGGAGCACGCUUUGACGUCGUUUCACUCUGGUCCAAUCUUCGGCCUGGAUGUGUGCGUGCGCAAGCCGCUGGUUGUCACCUGCGGCACCGACAAAACAGUUCGGAUCUGGAAUUUUGUCGACAAGACGCUGGAGCUAUGCAAAGUCUUCAACGAGGAAGCCUUUUCAGUCGCCUUCCACCCAAGCGGGUUUCACUUGAUCGUGGGCUUUGCAGACAAAGUGCGUUUGAUGAACCUGCUCAUGGAGGAUUUCAGAACCUACAAAGAGAUUCCAAUCAAGGCUUGCCGCGAGUGCCGCUUUAGCCAUGGCGGGCAGUUCUUUGCAGCAGUGAAUUCAAACACCAUCCAGGUGUACAAGACCUACACCUGCGAGGUAGUUUGCAAUUUGCGUGGUCAUCAGUCCAAGGUGAAGGCAGUGUGCUGGACCACAGAUGACUUCAAGCUAGUGUCCACUGGGCAAGAUGGAGCCACCUAUGAGUAUGACAUCCUCAAAGAAGGCCGCCGAGUAUCUGAAUGGUCGCAGAAAGGCACCAACUUCACCAGCAUCAUUGCAUACACAAACCCUGAAGCUGCACAGCAGUCGACGACGCUGUUUGUAGCGGGAUCUGACAAGAUGCUGAAGGAGGUGCAGAACUCGCAGCUGAACAAUUACUUGGAGUCCAACGCCACUCUGGGACAGCUGGCGCUUGCGCCAACUGCACGUGCGCUAAUCGCAGGAGUGGCCGAGCCAGACAUGCCGGGCUCCUUGCGCUGCUACACCUUUCCCUUGACUGGGGACUACGUGGAGUACCAGGCACACGCGGCUCCUGUCUCCCGGAUCCGGAUCGCAUGGGAUGAGCUGUACUUGUUCAGCACCGGCGACGACGGCUGCCUUUGCAUCUUCGACAUUAAGAAAACGGGACCCUGCAAACGAGACAAGGACUCGGGCCUUGGAUAUGCCGACGAGAUCCUGGUGACGCGGCAAUUCCUGGACGAGAAGCAAGCCGUGCUGCUGGAGUUGGAGCGGAAGGUUGAGGAGUUGGACAGCCGCAUCGCCUUCCAGCUGAGACACCGGGACGGCCUCCACAAGGAGAAGAUGGCGGAGAUGCAGGAGAAGUACAGCGAAGAGAUUGAGACGGAGCGGAGGAAGUUCGAGGUGCUUCGGGAGGAGAAGGCGGAAAUGGAGAUGGAGAAUGAAGAGCAUAUCAAGACUCUGGAAGAGAGCCACGCAAGGUACCUCCAGGGGCAGCAAGAGUCCUUUGACCAGAAGAUGAUUGUUGAGGAUCAACGUUACAAGAAGCUCGAGGCGGAUUUGGAGCGCGAAAAGCAGGAAUGGGAAGCUCAACACUCGGCUCUCUUGACAGAGCAUGCGGGCGUCAUUGAGCAGAUGAAGCAAGAUGCCGAGAAGAUCCAGAGGGUGAACAGAGAGACCAUGGACAGGAUCAUCAAGGAAAAGGAAAUGGCUUUCAAGCACCAUCAGGAGACACUGGCACAGCUGGAGCAAGAUGCCGAUAGAGAGAUUGAAGAGCUGAAAGAGAUGUAUGAGCAGAAGCUGGCACAGGAAAAGGAUGACAAAGUCAGACUCCGUGGUCAAGCGGGCAUCCACCAAAAGCACCACCAUGACCUGAACACAGAGAUGAUGAAAAAAGAAGAGGAGGUCAAAACGAAGGCUGAAGAGAGCCGAAAGGCGGAAGAGAAGAUCCAAGGAUUGGUAAAGGACAAAGACUCCAACGAGAAGGAGAUCAAAGAGCGCGACAAGACCAUCGCUGACAAGGAGCAGAGAAUUUUCGACCUCAAGAAGCAGAAUCAGGAGUUGGAGAAGUUCCGCUUCGUGCUGGACUACAAGAUCCGGGAGCUCAAAGCGCAGAUCGAUCCAAAGACCGCAGACAUUGCCUCGAUGAAGACUCAGACGCAGGCCAUGGAAGACGAGCUCAAUGACUACAAGCGCAAAAACAAGCAGCUCGCACUUCAGAUCUCCCAGCUGCAGAUGAAGCAGCGAGCACUGCAAGAGGAGAUCAAAGCACAAAAGAGGAAGCUUCGAGACGACUUGGCCCUCAUCAAGCGCUUCAAGCUCGAUUUGAGCGAUUGCAUGGAGACCAUUGCCGAGCCCAAGGCCUUGAAGGAGAGCGUCACGGCGCUCUACCGGAAGUAUGUCCAGGGCGGCGCCAAGAGACAGGACUUGGAUACGGACAUGCAGAAGGAGUACAACAGGCAGCGCGACUAUUUGGAGAAGUCCGUAGAUUCCCUGAAGCGGAAGCUGGAGAAGGAUAGCCAGGCCCACCGCAUCGACAACAUGCGGAUUAUGCAGGAGAACGUGUCCCUGAUACGAGAGAUCAAUGACCUACGGCGCGAGAUCAACAACCUGAAGCAUGAGCGACAAGCGCAGGAGCUGGCAAAUAUGGGCAGCAUGCAGAGCAACCGAGCCGACUUGGAGCGGGAGCUGGACAUGCAGAAGGAGGAGAUGGAGGAGCUCACCAAGCAGCUGAAGGAUUUGGAGCAGUGACAUGUGCAACCGGCAAGGGCGCUCGUGGCACAGUAGACCAAUCUUGAGAACCACAGCGCCUUUCCCAAUACACGUGAGCCGCGGCGUGCUUGCCGACCCGAUCCAAGAGUGUCAGGGCAAAAAAAAUUGCCCGCCUUCAAGGAAGGCUCACGCGGCGAUUCGAGCGUUUCACUUUCAGUUUCACCCCGAUGCCACUCGAAUGAUUAGAU